Messenger RNA from Darwinula stevensoni, 419 nucleotides. NCBI's taxonomy places the organism in Eukaryota, Metazoa, Arthropoda, Ostracoda, Podocopida, Darwinulidae. The record is from the annotation of a GenBank genome assembly.
AAUGCGAGUUGUCUUCUUCGGAACAAGAGGACGUGACAGUUGGAGGGCUGAAAACACAAGACGAAAUGUGCGAACUUUUCGCCAUGUAUUACCCUCGAGUGGAAGGGAUGAACAUCUGCCUCACGAGCGUGGACUACCAAUACUUCCACUCCACAUUUGAACUUGGUGGGGUGCACAUGAACUGGCAAUCACUUGAAUGGGAACUGGACGAGACGAAUCAGACCAUUCAUGAGUACUUCAGAGGCUUCAAUUGGGAGAACUUCGACCUGGAAGCCUAUCAAGAAGCCGUUCGAUUCUAUCCUCAGCAAGGAAUUUGCGGACGAUCUUCCAACUUUUUGGAAGUGAAGGACGUGACAUUCCCAGAAUACGAGAGCGAAUACCAACCUCCGCCGAGACAGUGCCCCGUGGAGAGUCCCAAC